Messenger RNA from Camponotus floridanus (Florida carpenter ant), 616 nucleotides. Its product is annotated as proline-rich extensin-like protein EPR1. The coding region runs from base 48 to 611 and encodes 187 amino acids. The transcript has 3 exons. The record is from RefSeq and is a predicted model, not a curated record. Lineage: Eukaryota; Metazoa; Arthropoda; Insecta; Hymenoptera; Formicidae.
GUAUUCAUCCAUUGAUCCCGUCAUCCGGUACCUUUCUACGCAUCAUCAUGGUUAACCCCCGCCGAACUUCUUCCGUUGGACGCGAAAUUUCCCUCCGUGCCGCGGGUAUACGCCGCAGGCGUGCCUCCCGGUCGGUACUUAGGCUCCCUACAGCUCGUCAGUUGUUUGCCGACGAGAACGACUUAACAAGCAGAGUAACAAGGUACUCUCCAGUGCGUAGUUUCGCGCCCUCCCGCGCAUACCCUUAUCGUCCUCCCCGAAACCCUCCAGCGGUUCUUCAAGAGGAACAACAGCCCAGAGCCAGGCCGCCAUCGCCCAAUUACUCCCCCAUCCAGGAUUCAUCUAAUCCCAGCUACUCGCCGGUCAGGACACCGGAAGAUCUUCCUUCCAUACCGGAAGAACGAAGACCCAUAGAACAAAGCACAGAAACUGAGGCUGGUCCAUCCAACCCAGGUCAAGUUCAGGAUCCCCCUGAACCAAAUUUCUACCCGGAACCAGAGGACCUAGUCUUACCAAGCAGUAUCCAACCCCUCGCAGGACUAACAGACGAAGAUUUUAUCGAGAUCUACGAAUACUUGCAGCGAGAUAAUUUCUUCAACAACCGCGAAUAAUAACC